AUGUCAAGGGUCUCACAGCUUACUCUCAUCUUCCGCGACAAACUACAAACUACCAACCAAAGCUCCAACAAAAACUCAGAUGCUGUCGUGAAGAAACCAUUGGCUCCAUCGUCGAGCAACGACCGUCAGACGAGAGGGGCUGCUUCGUGGUCAUCGUUCCAAAUGCCUGUUCACUACCCAAGCUUCACGAAGGAAGAGUACGAGGCUAUGUCGGAGGACGAGCUUGAUCGACUUCUCAAACUAUAUGGUCUGCAGCCUACAAAUCUUGGUGACUUGUCUAGCAAGAAACAGUUUGCUAUCGGUGCCUUCUUGUGGGAGAAGGGAAUAGAUUCAUCUCCAGGUGAGCAUGAACUAGUAAACCCUAGCUCUUCCAUUGAUGGUUUGGGUGAGAGCUCUUUGAUGGGAUUGAUGACGGCUUUGAAAUAUACGGUUCACUAUGUAUUCCGUGUUUAG
This is a messenger RNA of Brassica napus (rape), 453 nucleotides long. RefSeq lists its product as uncharacterized. The transcript has a single exon. The record is from RefSeq and is a predicted model, not a curated record. The coding region runs from base 1 to 453 and encodes 150 amino acids. Lineage: Eukaryota; Viridiplantae; Streptophyta; Magnoliopsida; Brassicales; Brassicaceae.